Messenger RNA from Diorhabda carinulata, 1914 nucleotides. Its product is annotated as zinc finger protein 300-like. The coding region runs from base 147 to 1298 and encodes 383 amino acids. The transcript is spliced from 4 exons. Lineage: Eukaryota; Metazoa; Arthropoda; Insecta; Coleoptera; Chrysomelidae. Gene Ontology annotation, molecular function: zinc ion binding. The record is from RefSeq and is a predicted model, not a curated record. Gene Ontology annotation, cellular component: nucleus.
AAUUAUAAGUUAAUAAAGGUUUCAUAAAAAUGACAUUUUCUCUCCAAUAUUGGACGUAAUAUUGUAUAUAGUAAAUCUUUCAGAAUAUAUAAUUUGUAUUUAUCUAUGGAACAAUUUUGACACUUGUAACAGUUAUAAUUAUAAACAUGGCAGCUUAUAAUAACAAACAAAUUCAACAUUCCAACGAUUUAUAUCAUUAUUUAACAAUCAAUAUUAACAACAUAUGUCGAAUAUGUUUGGAAAAAGGACCGAAACUUAUGCCGAUAUUCGAUCCAAUAAAACCACCGCACUUUUCGAUACUUAUAAUGGCUUGUGCUGCAGUACAAGUUCUACAAGGUGAUGGCUUACCACCAUACAUCUGCCAAAAAUGUUUAUCCAAAUUAAAUGUAGCAUUUCAGUUUAAAACACAGUGCGAGUCCUCGGACGCAAAAUUACGACAAUGUUUCGAAAGUUUUCAUAAUUUACCUUCCGCUCCGGAUUUAACUGGUUUCGUAGAAAUAAAAAAGGACGAAAACAGGGAAACUUAUCAAGAAAAUAACGGUGGAGGAACAAAAAAUAACGAUACUCAAAAUAAUUUGGAUGUAACGGAAAUACAUAGUAAUCUAAUAGAACCAUCGGAUACACAAAUACUACAAAAUGUGCAGCUGGAAAGUGGUGUAGACUCAACAUCAGUAUUUGAUAUUCAUAGGAAUAACUUGCUAGAAUUAAAUGCCGAUUUUGGGAAUAGCAAACAAGAUAAUGAUAAGUUAAAUGAUAUGCUAGUAUUAAAUUCAAAAAAAAUAAAAAAAGAAAAACAACACCAGUGCAACGUAUGCAUGAAAAUAUUCAGAACAAAACCGGGAUUAGUUCAUCACAUUAGAAUCCAUACGGGAGAGAGACCAUACAUUUGUCAUUUGUGUGAAAAGAGAUUCAUUAACGGAGGUCAUCUCCAUACACAUAUGAGAACCCAUACGGGCGAGAAGAACCAUAUAUGUGCAGCUUGUAAUAAGGCUUUCGCGACUGCACAGCAAUUAACUAAACAUACAAUAGCCAUUCACACAUCAGAAAGACCUUAUGGAUGUACUUAUUGCAACAAAAGAUUCGCCAGUUCUAGUAAUUUGAAUACUCACACGAAAAUCCAUACGGGUGAGAAAAACUACCACUGUGAUCAAUGCGGAAAGGCCUUUUCAACAAAGGGUCAACUCUACCAACACAUGUUGAUACAUACUGGAGAAAAAGCAUAUUUGUGCGAAAUAUGCAACAAAAGGUUUUCGCAAAAAGCCCAUUUAGUUAGACAUUUAAAAACUCAUAGGUCCUAAGAUAAGAAAAAGUGAAAAUACAGAAUGAUAUUUUUUAAAUAUAUAUUUUUAUAUAAUUUUUUUUGUCUUUGGUUAUUUCAAAAUAAAUUUUUUUUGUGUUUUUAUUUCGUAUUCAUGAUAAAAAAACCUAUCCACCCCUUAAGAAAGAUACACAAUUGAAAAUUGAUAUAAUUGACGCAAAAUUCCAAUUCUAAUAAUGUUACAACAUAAAAGAAACUAAAUAUACAAAUUAUCAGAUAAUUAGUAAACUUGACAACAUUGCAAAUGCGUACAUAAUAUAUUCUAAACUUAAUUUUAAAGACAUCUGACAACCCGUUCAGAAAUUCAUGUUUCUGCAUCUGGCACCAUCUUUAAAAUUCAGAUCAUUCAUUUUAUUUCUACGAAAUUUUAGUUAAUUAAUUUAAAUAUUAUUCUGUCAAUGUAAUAUGUUAGAUUACAUAAAAAAUAAUCAACUUCUAAAAAGUUCGUAAAUUGUGACAUUUAGUCCACAUAACCUAUUAUUUAAUCGAACCAGUAAUGGAGUACUUAUAUAGAUUUAUCAUAUAAUACUCAAAUCAUUUAUUAAUGAACUAAUUUUAUCAAAAUCCUAAGCUGAUUCGUUGUUUUUCGUCUAUUU